GUGCCCGCUUACUUAGUAGUAAGUAAGAAUUUAUGAUGCGCCAAAUAAUGAGCACCAGGACACUGGUGCAGCUCCCACCAGAGCUUUUGUGUCAUACACUGGCAUUUCUUGACGCGUACGACCUAGUGCGGGUACGAAAGACAUGCAAAGCGCUGAAAGCGAUGGUCGACGAUUCGGAGACGCUGCAAUACGUCAUCGACCUUAGCUACUUCCAAAUGAUUCCAGUGGGAAUAUCCGAAACGGACGUACCACCAGCUACACGUCGCAAACAACUCAGACAGCAUGAUGCUGCAUGGCAACGCAUUGGAUACAAACAGAGGUGUACGCUCCCCUCAUUCAUGUCAGGUUCCAUAUAUGAGUUUGUGGGUGGUAUAUAUGGUUCGGUUGGGGAGGACUGCAUCCACUUUGCACGACUACCAUCCCCGUCUGAUUCUGGUGAUCUAUAUUAUUGGAGUCAGCCUAUCGACAUAAUGGCCUUGGCGGACUUCACUUUCUGUGCUGCGCAAGAUCUACUUAUUGUUGUGACAUAUUCACCGGAUGUUCAAAGUCGUGCAUACGAUAUCCAUUUGAGGUCGCUGACAACAAACGACGCUCACCCCGACGCAGCGCGACCAUUUUUGAAAGCACUCGACAAUGCUGAUAUUGGCCGCCGAAUAUCUGGUCCCAGUGGUCAUGUGAAGGUCCAAAUCAUCAGGAACUACAUCAAUAUGCUAUGUCGGAAUGUUAUCGGAAACGUGCCCAAUGUCGUAGACUGUGUGCAAAUGUGGGACUGGAAAUCCCCGAACGAAUACCAGUUCAUUCUUUUGUUUGACGACGGUAUCGACGACUGCUCCUUCAUUGCGGAGGAUAAGUUCCUCGUCAUUGUUGACUCCAAGACCAUGGAAAUAUAUUCCAUUGCUGACAAGUCAAAGCCCCCACAAUGCACCGCGAAACUCUCCUUUCCUUCUCUCAUGGGUGACUUUUCAUAUACGUCUGCGUUUACGAGCGAAAAUCCCACUCCUGGUUCCAUAUUUCCCUAUUCUCGAAAGUUCCACCAGCAACCUUCAUGCUCAUUUCAUCCGAGUACGAACGAUCAACUCAUAGGCAUCGUUGUUCGCAUCGCUCGGAACACGAAUCCAAGAGACUCGCACCUCUAUCGUUUCUUCACCCGGUGUAGUGCCAUUCUGGAACUCGAAGGUUUAUUUUCCAGGACUUAUGGCCAAUCAACCUCGGGUGGUCCCAAGUUACUUUGGUCGAUGUGGGGGCCACAGCAUACGACGUGGUUCCGUUUUCGAGAGAAUGAGAACUGGGAACCUUCACUCUAUGGUUUCCGCACUGUGGAGUCCAUCGAUAGAAGCACUUACUUCGUGUCACGUACACCUCGUCAGCUACGUAUCAGAGAUUUCAAUCCACACAUCGCUUGGAACUAUGGUGCGGAAGAUACGUCAAAAUGGUGCGGUCGACUUGUACGAGGCGAGGUUGCUAGGAUGAUCUUGCGCCCGUUUACGGAACCGCUGGGGUCUGCACUGGCGUAUCGUGAGUUCGUUAGCGAGGAGCUGUUUGACGUGACGGAGACCAAGAUGGACGAAAGUAGGAUUCUGCUGCUGAAAAAUGACGAUAAUGGAGACUUGAAAAACAUUGAAGCAUUGGUAUUCUGACUACCUAGUAAUGCUAAUGUUGACGCCUUGGGAGGGAUCGUCAGUUACUGGCUAGGUGCUCCACAUUGCGGAUCGCUUGUGUAAUCAUGUAGGUACCCAAUGGUUGGAUUGGGCUUUCCGAGGCAUAAACCAUUCUGCGUACCAGGCAAGACGGACCGGCUAGUGUUUUUUUGUCAUUUCAUUGUUUCACUUCUCGGCCGUAAUCUUUAUGACCUCGUGGAAUUGGUGUGCUGCAAUACUACUAUUUAUGCCGCACGAAGUAGUGUUGUUGAUUGAUAGCGGAUAACCUAGAUGACGGAUUUC
Molecule: messenger RNA, 1940 nt
Organism: Suillus paluster
Lineage: Eukaryota; Fungi; Basidiomycota; Agaricomycetes; Boletales; Suillaceae
Exons: 6
Coding region: 33-1637 (534 amino acids)
Molecular function (GO): protein binding
Source: RefSeq, a predicted model, not a curated record